Molecule: messenger RNA, 2586 nt
Organism: Tachysurus vachellii
Lineage: Eukaryota; Metazoa; Chordata; Actinopteri; Siluriformes; Bagridae
Gene: hspa5
Product: heat shock protein 5
Exons: 9
Coding region: 189-2147 (652 amino acids)
Biological process (GO): endoplasmic reticulum unfolded protein response; protein refolding; cellular response to unfolded protein
Cellular component (GO): endoplasmic reticulum lumen; nucleus; membrane
Molecular function (GO): ATP-dependent protein folding chaperone; ATP binding; ATP hydrolysis activity
Source: RefSeq, a predicted model, not a curated record
AACGGUGACAGCUUAUAUACAGGCGCCGUCAUUCAUCCCGUUUUAUUUUACACCGCGACACGAAGAGAACUGAUCCAGACACAGUGUAAAGAAACAGACAGAGAAACCUGUAUUGACGGAUUCUUAUUAAUUCACUUUAAUCCUCUACAACAUUAACGGCAGAAGUCAGAUCAGAUAUAGAUCCCAACAUGAGAGUAUUGGGGCUGUUUCUGCUGGUGGUCGGCUGUGUGUAUGCCGACGAUGACGACAAGAAGGAAAAUGUCGGCACUGUAGUGGGCAUCGACCUUGGCACAACAUACUCCUGUGUUGGCGUGUUCAAGAAUGGCCGCGUGGAGAUCAUCGCCAACGACCAGGGUAACCGCAUCACUCCAUCCUAUGUGGCCUUUACCAGCGGCGGAGAGCGUCUGAUUGGAGACGCCGCCAAGAACCAGCUCACCUCCAACCCUGAAAACACGGUCUUCGAUGCCAAGAGGCUAAUCGGCCGUACAUGGGGCGACUCAACUGUGCAGCAGGACAUCAAAUAUCUGCCUUUCAAGGUUCUUGAGAAGAAGUCUAAGCCCCAUAUUCAGGUGGAGGUUGGAGCUGGUCAGUUAAAGACCUUUGCCCCUGAGGAGAUCUCCGCCAUGGUUCUUACCAAGAUGAAGGAAACUGCAGAGGCUUACCUUGGAAAGACUGUUACACAUGCUGUGGUCACUGUCCCUGCCUACUUCAAUGAUGCUCAGCGCCAGGCCACUAAGGAUGCCGGUACUAUUGCUGGUCUGAAUGUGAUGCGAAUCAUCAAUGAGCCAACUGCUGCUGCUAUCGCCUAUGGUCUGGACAAGAAGGAUGGUGAGAAGAACAUCCUGGUAUUUGACCUCGGUGGUGGUACCUUCGAUGUCUCCCUGCUGACCAUCGAUAACGGUGUCUUCGAGGUGGUGGCCACCAACGGAGACACUCACCUUGGUGGUGAAGACUUUGACCAGCGCGUCAUGGAUCACUUCAUCAAGCUGUACAAGAAGAAGACUGGAAAGGAUGUACGUAAGGACAGCCGCGCUGUACAGAAACUGCGCCGUGAGGUCGAGAAAGCCAAGAGAGCCCUGUCUUCUCAGCACCAGGCCCGCAUUGAGAUCGAGUCCUUCUUCGAGGGUGAAGACUUCUCUGAGACUCUCACCCGUGCCAAGUUUGAAGAGCUGAACAUGGAUCUGUUCCGUUCCACCAUGAAGCCUGUGCAGAAAGUGCUGGAAGAUGCUGACCUGAAGAAGUCUGAAAUCCAUGAGAUUGUCCUUGUGGGUGGCUCCACUCGUAUCCCCAAGAUCCAGCAGCUGGUGAAGGAGUUCUUUAACGGCAAAGAGCCAUCCAGAGGAAUCAACCCUGAUGAGGCUGUAGCUUACGGAGCGGCUGUGCAGGCUGGUGUGCUUUCUGGUCAGGAGGAUACAGGAAACAUUGUUCUUCUGGAUGUGUGCCCUCUGACUCUUGGCAUUGAGACUGUUGGAGGUGUGAUGACCAAACUGAUCCCCAGGAAUACAGUUGUGCCCACCAAGAAGUCUCAGAUCUUCUCAACAGCUUCAGACAACCAGCCAACUGUCACCAUCAAAGUUUAUGAAGGUGAGCGCCCUCUGACGAAAGACAACCACCUUCUGGGCACCUUUGACCUGACAGGCAUCCCUCCAGCACCACGUGGCGUUCCUCAGAUCGAAGUCACAUUUGAAAUAGACGUCAACGGUAUCCUACGAGUCACAGCCGAAGACAAGGGCACGGGCAACAAGAACAAGAUCACCAUCACAAAUGACCAGAACCGGUUGACACCCGAAGACAUCGAGCGCAUGGUAAACGACGCUGAACGCUUUGCUGACGAAGACAAGAAGUUGAAAGAGCGCAUCGAUUCCCGCAAUGAGCUUGAGAGCUACGCCUACUCGCUCAAGAACCAGAUAGGGGACAAGGAGAAGCUGGGAGGCAAGCUGUCUUCUGAAGACAAGGAGACCAUCGAAAAAGCCGUGGAAGAAAAGAUUGAGUGGCUCGAGUCACACCAAGACGCUGACAUCGAAGACUUCCAGGCCAAAAAGAAAGAGCUGGAAGAAAUCGUCCAACCAAUCGUCAGCAAGCUGUACGGUAGUGCAGGCGGUCCACCACCAGAAGAGGGUGGUGAUGAAGAGAAGGAUGAAUUGUAGGUUGUGGUUUGAGUCCAUUUCAAAGCUGUUUGGUUUUUUUUCCCUCCAAUCGGCCCCCCGAUAUGCACUUACCCUCUCUGGGGGGGUGAAGAGGACGGAUGUAUAUAAUUGCUGGAUUUGAUGGACAAUUGUGAGGGAAGGUAUAAAGGGGUGGGGCAACCAUAAACCAUGAUUUUCUGCUGGAAAGGACUUGGAGCAUUUAGAGAGGGUAAGAUGUUGCUCUUCACUGAGGUGGAGAUUUAGUUCGCCUGGAUUGAGGCUUGCUGCUGUUCUCAGGCAGUUGGAGAGGAGUUCUGGGGUGGGAAGGGUUAGACUUCAGUGGGUUUGUUGGGUCCUGGGCAAACAUCAUUUGUUCACAAACUCAAGUUAUUUAUUUAAAUCUGACAAAUGUAAUGUUUCUACUGAAACCUCAUGGGAAUAAACAUUUGAUACAAAACUA